Messenger RNA from Trypanosoma grayi, 942 nucleotides. RefSeq lists its product as hypothetical. NCBI's taxonomy places the organism in Eukaryota, Euglenozoa, Kinetoplastea, Trypanosomatida, Trypanosomatidae. The record is from RefSeq and is a predicted model, not a curated record. The transcript has a single exon. Gene Ontology annotation, cellular component: membrane. The coding region runs from base 1 to 942 and encodes 313 amino acids.
AUGUCGUCGAAAAGUCUGCUGCUUGUCGACCCCGACGUGGCGAAGGAGCGUGCGCAGCCGAUGGACAUGUACGUCCCGCAGCAGGACGAUGACUGGACUAGCGACGCGUACGAGCGACUCAACGGCAGCCGGCGGCCGCGCGAGUUGUGUGGCGACUGGCCCUCACACCGUGUGCUCACCGCGUGCUUCUCGUCGCUUCUGAUCGCCCUCGGCACUGCCCUGUGCGUGUUAGUGGCGGUGUGGAAGGAGCACCCGGCGGCGCUGCCUUUCUGCAAGGGCUGCACUACCAUCCUCUUCGUCGCGGUAGGUCUCGGCUUGUUCGUCUUUGUAUUGGGCGUCAUCGGCGCGUUGUCUGUCUGGCGUCAGACCAAACCGCUGUCCAUGUGCUUCUCGCUCCUUCUUGCGGUCGUGACGCUCGCGGUGUUCGCUGCGGGUGUGAUGGCUGUGCUGGUACAGAAGGUGGUGAUCUCGCCCAACGAUGCCAUGCGGCAUCUCUGGCAGGAUGCUGUGGCGCACGACCCGUACAUGGUCUGUGAUGUGCAAGAGGUGCUGCAAUGCUCCGGUUAUCGUCCCACGCAGUGCUGCGUCAGCAACGCAACGAGGACGACGACAAUGUCAGCACUACCGCCAGUAGCAAUGAAUCUGCAGCGUGACGCCGAACCGUGCUAUUUGGUUGGCGCCGACGGGGAGACAACGCUCGACCCAAAAACGCUACAGCCCGUGACGUGGCCGCGGGAGUACUGCGCAGCCACAUGCAACGCUUCUAACAUUUACAACAACACGUGUGAGGCUCCCCUGCAGGAGCAGCUCAAGAGUGUACUUCCCCCAGCAAUUUGGAUCUUAUUUGCCCUUGGGGCGGUGCUACUGCUCUUUUCUGGGCUCGCUGUGUACCGCGUGUGUGGUGUGCGCAAGGGACGAUCUCGUGUCCGCUACGAAUAUUGA